Molecule: messenger RNA, 366 nt
Organism: Cetraspora pellucida
Lineage: Eukaryota; Fungi; Glomeromycota; Glomeromycetes; Diversisporales; Gigasporaceae
Source: the annotation of a GenBank genome assembly
AUGGCUAGAAAGAAAACAUCCAAGAUUGCCGCUGUCGGCGGAUUUCAAAACUAUGAUAUUGGAGCACCAGGAUUAAAUAUGAGUGGGAGUGGGGACGGUACUUAUUAUGAUCCAGGCGUAGGGAUAGGUUCAUGUGGAAUGCAAAAUUAUGACAGUGAACUAGUUGCCGCUAUGAAUGCACCACAGUACGGUAUAUAUUCUGAUCCUGCUGAUUCGCCAGUGUGCGGGAAAUGUAUACAAAUCACUGGACCUAAGGGAACUGUUAAAGUAAAAAUUGUAGAUAAGUGCCCUGUAUGUAAAAGUGGAGAUAUUGAUAUGUCAUCAACUGCCUUUAAAGUAAGUUAUGAUACACUUAUUGAUUUUUAA